GCUAUCACUCUCAUCGAUGCAGUUUUAUCGUGCAUUUGCCCGUCGGGAACAUAUCCCUGCAAUCCUUGCCGUCAGUAUUACCCUUACUAUGGAGGUUAUGGAAACUAUGGAGGUUAUGGAGGAGGUUACUAUCCAGUACCAGCGCCCCCUGUUGGCAUUGCAGGAAUUGAUUCAGCCACAGGCGCAGUAGUAGGAGCAGUUAUUGGCGGACUGGCUGGACUAUUGAGUGGGGCAAAGAAGAAGUGA
Molecule: messenger RNA, 246 nt
Organism: Cylicostephanus goldi
Lineage: Eukaryota; Metazoa; Nematoda; Chromadorea; Rhabditida; Strongylidae
Source: the annotation of a GenBank genome assembly